Messenger RNA from Caenorhabditis sp. 36 PRJEB53466, 903 nucleotides. The record is from the annotation of a GenBank genome assembly. NCBI's taxonomy places the organism in Eukaryota, Metazoa, Nematoda, Chromadorea, Rhabditida, Rhabditidae.
AUGCACACAAAGUGAGAAAAGAGCAAACAACAUUCCAACAACUGUUUUACAGACAAGUGGCGGAACGUCUGAAGCUGGGACAAUCUGUGGAACCAGAGGCGUUCGAAAGUGUCACAAUCUUCUUCUCGGACGUCGUCGGAUUCACAGUGUUGGCGAACAAAAGCACUCCAUUGCAGGCGAGAAACCGUUUCUGUAGCGUGUGUGUGUGUGAGGACGUUAUUUGUUCUUUCAGGUUGUCAACUUGCUCAAUGAUCUUUACACCACGUUCGACGCGAUUAUUGAAAGGAAUGACUCGUACAAGGUUUAGAAUUACUUGUUUUGUUUGUACUCGAACCGAGCACUAUGAACCUCUUUCUGGUCUUUUGUGAGAAACCUCCUAUCUUCCAGGUAGAAACAAUUGGUGACGCCUACCUAGUCGUCUCCGGAUUGCCAAGACGGAACGGCACCGAACACGUCAACAACAUUGCCAACAUGAGCUUAGAGCUGAUGGAAGUGAGCGCAUUCCGACAUCUUUCGCUUCUAUUAUCAAAUUCAGAGUCUACAAUCUUACAAAAUCGCCCAUUUGCCGCAAGAAAAAGUGCAAAUUCGGAUAGGAAUGCACUCGGGAUCGUGUGUUGCUGGAGUCGUUGGAUUGACAAUGCCCAGAUAUUGUCUGUUCGGAGAUACUGUCAACACUGCGAGUCGGAUGGAGAGUAACGGAAAACCCGGUUUUAUUCAUUUGUCAUCUGAUGCUCAUGAUCUUCUCACCAGUCUGUACAAGGAAUAUAGGACAGAAAGUCGAGGAGAGGUUAUUAUAAAAGUGAGCGCGAUUUCUACCCUCACUCGCCAGCUUUAUCAUUGAUCUUUCAGGGCAAAGGAGUCAUGCAGACCUACUGGCUUCUCGGAAGAUGUGAGAGCACUUGA